UCCUUAAAAAGGCUUCCGCGCCCAUCCUCCCUCAGUAUCCUACUCCCAGUCACUGAAGACACUCACUGGAGGCCCUCACCUCACACACUCAUCAUACCCUGCCGCCAGACGCUCUCCCCAACACACUCUCAAACAUCAUGAAAUUGGCGUGGAUGAUGCUGGCCCUGGCUGCCUGUGCCAGUGUAGUCUAUAGCGACCCUCUCUCUACUGGCACUCUCCUGGCACCAGGAGACCCACAAGAUGAUGACAGCACCCAGAAAGUAGCACCCGGAAGGGUCAAAAGAGACGAUAAUGACGACGACAAGAAUGAUGAUGACGAAGAGGAUGAUGACGACGAUGAUGAUGAUGACGAUGAUAAAGACGACGAUAAAGACGAUAAGAAGAAGGAGAAGAAAGAAGAUAAAAAAGAAGAGAAAACAGAAGAGAAGAAAGAAAAGAAAAAGGAUGAUGAUUAGAAGAGUUAAGAAGUGCAUAAUGAUGACCAAUCAAGGAGGAUUAGAUUUAGAAAACUUUCGAUUUAGACGAAGCUAUAUUAAGAUGAUUAUCUACAGUAUUUAAAAUUGUCAUCUCUAAUUGUGAGUGAAUAUGUGUUUAUAUUAGAAUGAUUUGCUAUAGUAACUUUUGUAUUUGAUGUCGAACUUUUAUAACUGUUGAACUUAUUUACAAAUUUUUGUUGCUGUUGCAUUUGAACAUUUUCUUUAUUUAGUGCAUCAUCUGAAUCCGUAUUUCAAUUAGGUUCAAGUGAGGUUUAUUUAAGGAUGUACAUGUUUUCAUUGUUGCUUUUAAUAAAUUAUGUUUCAA
Messenger RNA from Procambarus clarkii (red swamp crayfish), 801 nucleotides. RefSeq lists its product as uncharacterized. NCBI's taxonomy places the organism in Eukaryota, Metazoa, Arthropoda, Malacostraca, Decapoda, Cambaridae. The record is from RefSeq and is a predicted model, not a curated record.